CUGUUACCUUGAUGCAUUCAUGCCCUUCAUUUCGUUGUUACUUCGCAGCCAGCUCCGUCUGCUCAUAUAUGCGCCUAUUCCAUUCUUAAUUGCACGUUUCUACCCCAUAACCAAGAUUACAGGGAGAAGCAUGCAGCCUACAAUCAAUCCAGACGAGAAUCAGCUCUGGCAUGACUUUGCAUUACUCGACAGGGUUUCAAUGCAGGCUAGAGCCAAUUUUAAACGAGGAGAUAUCGUUACCCUGUUCUCUCCGAUAGACCCAAAACGCUUCAUGGUGAAGCGAGUCAUUGCUAAGGAAGGUGAUAUAGUGGAAACACUGCCGCCGUAUCCUCAUCCUCAAGUAUGUGUUCCAGAGGGACAUGUCUGGGUGGAAGGUGACGACCCAUACCAUAGCGACGAUAGUAACACCUUUGGCCCAAUACCAGCUGCGUUGAUCGAGGCCAAGGUGCUGUUCAUCGUCUGGCCCUUAAGCCGUAUCGGUUCGCUACAGACACCUUCAGUGCGACAUCUCGGUCGCUUGACUAGAGGUAGUCCGGAACACAGAGCUGCUGUGGCUGCCGUUGAAAGGGAAAAAUGGCGCGAAUCGAGAGUUAUCCCGGCACGCUGGUAGUGUGACGAUUUAUCUCGUUUUCAGUGCUUUUUCGCUGUGCCCAUUUGGCCACCCUGUCCUUACGAAGUUGAAGAGCCAGGCGUGUUCAGUAGACUAAGAUGUGCGAACAGAAAAAUUACAGGUGGUUGAAAUUUUCGGAAGAGAAGCUAAUGAUGUCGUUAUCCAGCGACCGUUGUAAUGGCAUUGAUAGACAUGUCGUUGAGGGCAUACAAUAGAUUCAUCCUCGGAA
Molecule: messenger RNA, 839 nt
Organism: Guyanagaster necrorhizus
Lineage: Eukaryota; Fungi; Basidiomycota; Agaricomycetes; Agaricales; Physalacriaceae
Product: LexA/Signal peptidase
Exons: 5
Coding region: 20-610 (196 amino acids)
Cellular component (GO): membrane; mitochondrial inner membrane peptidase complex
Molecular function (GO): serine-type endopeptidase activity
Source: RefSeq, a predicted model, not a curated record